Molecule: messenger RNA, 4724 nt
Organism: Podarcis muralis (Common wall lizard)
Lineage: Eukaryota; Metazoa; Chordata; Lepidosauria; Squamata; Lacertidae
Source: RefSeq, a predicted model, not a curated record
AUGGCAGGUGUUACGAAAAAGGGCUUAAUUCUAACAGCAGGCACGUCCAAGAGGACGUUUGUGCCUCAAGUGAACAAGGAAUUUAAGAUCCAUUGUGCUUGCUUAACAGAUACGAUAACCCAGAAGGCUGGGAAUAAAUUUGCUGAUACUCUUCCAACGAUUGUUGAUGACAUUAAAGAAUGCUUGCAAGAAGUUUUAUCUUGUAUACUGGAAACUGAAAUGAAGAUUGCUUUUGGAGACCUUUGGGAAGAGGUAGUGUAUCACCCCCCACCCUGGACAUUGGCAAAGGUGUUGGAGUGCUACAAAAAACACUGGAUGGCUGUUUUUGGAAUGGUUAUAUCAAGAAACUUUCUUUCAGCAAUUGAAUAUCUACAUGAACAUCUCUGUAAAGCUUCUGUGGUUAAACCCUCAACAGUGAAUGAGGUGCUCCAGGAAUCUAAAAUGUUGUUGGAGGAGUUUAGCUCAAGAUCAGAAUAUGAUGGUAUCCUUUCCAAGGCUUUAGCUCAGGUGAAUAAACUGCUCAAGACUAUUGACAAGCCAGGUGCUGGACCAAAUACUCCAGACACCCUCAAAUCUACUUCAGGAACUACUACUUGUGAACAAAUGGAAGAUGUAGCUUUGACCCAGCACACUCAGGAUGUAGAUACGUCCUUGUCGCCUAAGCCUUUAGCCCAAGGAAACAGGCAUGUGGAAAUCUGGUCUGUCCUUGAAAGCGUCUGGAACACAAUAAACCUAUUCAGUCUAGAACUUUUCCAGAAGCUGGACCUCAGUACGGCUACCACCACUCAGAAUAUGGACUCUUUGAAAGACGCUUUUGUCGGUCUGCAGAAGUUAAUGGCGGCAGUGAGCGAAAUCCUAGCAGGAAUUCGGCAGGUUUUAGUGCCAAACAGUAGCUUUCAAGAUGUCUGGGCUCUCUAUAGCUUUUUAACUAAUAAUAAGAUGCACAAUAAUACAAAAUUUACUGCUGAGGAACUUUAUGACUGCAUUUCCCAAGAGGUGUACAGGGACCGUUUAUCGGUUGGAUGCUGCCAACUAGCUCAACUGGACAACAAUAUUAAACGGUGCUAUGAAUCUGUCUGUCUGGAGAUAAAGAACAGGGGUUGGCUCUAAUUGUGCAAUGAGCUGCAGCUUUUGAAUUGUAGAGUUGGAAGAGACCCUGCGGGUCAUCUAGCCCAACCCCCUGCAGUGAAGGAACACGUCAGUUUGAUGGCCCAGCCAAAGAUGGACCUUAGAGCAGUGUUACUAAAUGGCAUUAUUUGCGCUCUCGGCAGCUAUGCUUAAGGUCCCAAACUAUACGUUACAUUAAUUGUGUAGUUUGGUGCUGUUCUUCCCCACCCACCCCUUACCUAUAUAGCAGCUGCUGAGGGGAGGGGGGUGAGGGUUAGGAUUGGGACCCACAGCAGGGGUGUGUGUGGAUUUUUAAAAUCUCCCCAAAGCUCCUAUUUGUAUUAGGUAUGUGUUGCCAUUGGUGCCAGCAGAGUGAGGGAGGCAGUUGUAGGCAGGAUAACUCAGCACGAGACUUUUAAACUCGGGACUGUAGUAUGGGGGUAAAGAGCAAACCCCCUUUCCCCCCAAUCCUGAUUUUUCAGUACAUUAAAAAAAAUAAACAAACUUGCAAGGCCCAAAUGGUUGUUAAGAUAACGCACAAUUUAUCUAAAGAAAUAGUAGCAGGGGAAAAAGAGUCCACAUCGCAGUGAUGGUAGCUUACCUCAGCAAAGAUCCUGCCAACACAGUGGUCUCCCAUCAGUUACAACCUCUCUUACAAUGAGGCCCCCGCAUCACUUAGGUAUGUAAGGCACCAAUCAGCAACUACAGAAAUCACUUUAAACCCCUCUGAGCUCCCUCUCAAACACAAAGCAUAGCCCCACCCCACGAACCACUUUUGACAGAUGAGUGGGAUCACUCGCCUGUGAAUCACCUGAUUGGUGCUCACAGCAAGCCCCGCUUUGGGCAUGGAUCGACUGCGCCAGCGAGGCGCACUUGUAAGCACCGAUCAGCUGCUGGGCGCCGACAAGCCUUGCUUACCAAGGAGCAAUUAGGAGCACACACUAAGGCUCCCAAUUGUUCCUUUGCAACCAUAUCAUUCCUCCCCUGCCCCCAUGCAGCAUCUGACAUCAGGUGAAGGGUAGGGGGAUGUGGUUUGGGGAAGGCAGACUGGUGGGUCAGAGGUCCUAACCACAAUAGGUAGUUAGACCAGAAACCAGCUAGACCCGCAGGCAGAAUUUCAAAUCCUCCAGCAUCCUGAGCAAGGGCAGUAGCAAUAGCGCUGCGGCAUUUUUGCCAGUGCAAAAGCAAAGGUAACUUAUCGGUGGAGUGGCAGAGGCAGGAUCAGGCCCUGGUCACAGACUCCUAGGAGAGAAGGCUUGGAAGAAACCCCCAAAGACCUCCAGGAAGGACCCAUUCUCAGUCCAAUGGGAGAGAUACAACCAGAGAGGGUUUGUCUCCAGCUACUCCCUAGAACAGGGACCUGUGAUCAACUUUGGAAAAUUUGGCUGGGGCUGAUUGGCACUGUAGUCCAAAACAUCUAGUGGGCACCAGUUUGGUGAAGAAUGCUCUGUAUCUUCAUCCCAUUAUUGAAUUUCUGGCAUUUCAUCCUUUCUAGCCUCUCUUAAUUAAAACAGUAUUUUUUCACUUUAUUAUAUUCUUCCCUAUUGUUUACUACUUGUCCUCUUCACUGUCUUCUCCCUACCCCCUUUCCUGCUUGGCCAUGGGUCAUGGCAGGAGAAGCCAUUAUGUGGGAGACAGAAUAGAAGCAAGGCUAAAAUCUCACUGUCUUGUGUGCGGUGUGUAUCAGUGCCUUGAGCACAGCUGCCGUACCUUGAUGACUACAGUGGAUCCGAAAGAAAGCUUUCCCCAGAAGUACUACGCAAUGAAAUUUGGAGAUCCAGUCACCCGUCCCUGCCCCCACCCUCUUGGAGUGGAUGCUCCUAGAGGCAAUUGGUGAAGAGAAAUGUAGCUUGGGAUUUGCUCACAUAGUAUGACUGGCAAACGUAUUGCCAAGGUGGAAGGGGCUCAUCGGGGCAGGGACCAUUUUGAACUGGUUUGGUGAUUUACUGACCACUUGCCACCAGACUGUGCUCCACACCUCUGCCUUGCACUUUUGAAGCAAAAUUGAGCAUCAUUAUUUAUCCGUUUAUUGUAUUAUCCCCCCCCCCCAAAUACUUUAUGCCAUAGCUUACUCCUGCCCCCUCCAGCCCUUAGUAGAUUCUGCCUUUGGAAGCAUUCGCCCCACUGUUAUGCCAAAGUAGCUAGAAACAAGGGCAAAAAAAAUGGCUAGUCAUUCUAAAACAAUUAAGCAAGCUUGUGAAAGCAAUGUGGACCUCCCAGCCCUCUCCUGAAACAGGCACCUUUGACACACGGCGUGCUUCUAAUUCCUCCGAGGAAUAUGAUGGGGACUCCCCAUCCCCCAGGACUUUGCUACAGAAAAGUUCCAGAUAGGAGGUCUUUCCUUCUCUCAAAGAAAGAAGAUGAGAAGUGGAGACGCCAUUUGCAGUAAGUAAUGAAUACUCCCAUUUUUUCUGCUUUACGCUGGCCUAGUUAUGGCAACACAGGACUUGUGAACUGUUAAAGUGUAUUGUGAGUUCCCUAUGCUGGCACAGUAUGGAACUACCUUGGCAAACUUGACUUUCACCCAGUCAAUUUAACUCAAGGCUACGAUUGCAAUCCUAUGCAUAUUUGUUUGGGAGUUAAGUCCACUUUUGAGUGAAGGAACCUACGAUUGCAUUGCACAGCUUCAUUUGUUUAGAAGGAUACUACACAAGCCUUUUUGCGUCGCUGCCGGUUUCGGAAGGCUUGCCUUGAGGAAUUUGCUCAAAUAAUUUCUGCAAGCGGCUGUUUUGAUAAACAAAAGGUGGCACAAGGUGUGUUCAGUCUUUCUCCAUCGUGGCACAUGGAGGAGGGAGCAGGGCCACAACCCCAAUGUGAUUGUGCAAAUGUGUGCAAAUGCAAUUUUGUGAGUGCAGCGAUGGGCAAAAGAUUCCUGCAUUGCAGGGGGUUGGACUAGAUGACCCUCGUGGUCCCCUCCAUCUCUACAGUUCUGUGAUUCCAAGUCGAUUAUGGCUAGAUGCAAACAGUAAAAGGCUAAUUUUAGGGCUGAUAUCUCUGACUUUGAGGGGCCAGGAGCAGCAGACCAGGGACCUAGAGAAGUCUCACUAAACUGAAAGGGAUUUCACUAAUUGUAUAAAGAUACUGACUGUGGCUAUGCACAUUUUGGGGUUCAGAAGAAUAUAGUGUUAUAUUCAAUGACACAUGGAACCACUGCUUUUGUUUUGCUUCUAAUUGAUUAUAGAUAAGCAGUGUCUCAGCUGCAGUCAAUGUGCGCAAGCAGAGGAGGGUGUUUUCUUUAAUUUAUUGUCAAUAAAUACUGUAUUUUGUCUUAUCUACCUGUGCUGGUCACAUGGUUAGUUUCUGCUAAAUGUUGGCAAAUGAAAACAGGGACUUUGGGGGGGGGGAAAUGGAAUAGGUCUUGAAGUGAAAGCCAAAAUUAGUUGUUUUAUAUUGAUAUGUCCAAAGCUCAUAUAAAUUAUCAAUAUUCUCCCUAAAGCUUAUUUUUUUCAGCCCAGUUUAUAGCUGUUACCUAAACAGCGGCCAACUUUUCAUUGUAUUAACAUGUACUGAAAUAAAAUUUGAUAUUAUUUUUAUUCUGAUAUUCUUUUUAAAAAUUGUUAAGAUCUUAAUAAUUUGAGCUAUUCUUUUAUUAAAUAGCAGUUCUCUGCUGAAUUGUC